AUGAGCGUAUGCUUAUAUCUGCAUUUAGCACUCUUAGCUAAUUGUCCCAUAGCAGAUCUUGGUCGUGCUUUAGUUUUCCCUGAUUGCUUUGGGAUUGGCAACGAUGGCGAACGUGGUGAAGGAACUUCGGUUUCAACUAACUGUGUAAUAGUUGAUGACAGUGUUGGAGAAACGGAUGCCAAUGUCGCUAUGGCUGGUGGUGAUUCAGUUGAUGGUAAUUCUAUCCAUGGUGGUUCUGUUAAUAGCAAUUCUAUACAUGGUAGCUCUGUCGAUGGUGAUUCUGUCACUAGCAGUGGCGCCCGUAGUGCUAUGCCUCGUGGUUCAAAUAUAUUUUGGAGACGCCUAUAGUGUGGACAUAUUUUGAGUAUUUUGCCUGCAGAUCAUUGAAAAUGGGUUUACCUAAUUAAC
Rhagoletis zephyria (snowberry fruit fly) is the source of this 408-nucleotide messenger RNA. RefSeq lists its product as uncharacterized. Lineage: Eukaryota; Metazoa; Arthropoda; Insecta; Diptera; Tephritidae. The record is from RefSeq and is a predicted model, not a curated record.